Molecule: messenger RNA, 725 nt
Organism: Hordeum vulgare subsp. vulgare (domesticated barley)
Lineage: Eukaryota; Viridiplantae; Streptophyta; Magnoliopsida; Poales; Poaceae
Exons: 3
Coding region: 261-515 (84 amino acids)
Source: RefSeq, a predicted model, not a curated record
GCCGUCUCUACUCCGCGCGUCUUCCGGUCACUCCCGACUCCGGUGCGGUGCGGUGAGCCCCUCGCCGCCCGCCGGCGAUCUCCGUGUACGAGAGGAAAUAAACAGCCAGCCCGCCAACUCUCCCGCACUCCGGCUCGGUAGCGUCUCCCGUUCCCCCUUCAUUUGCUCCAAGCGCUCGCGCUCCUGGCUAGCUGGCCGGCUGGAUCUGAGCCGGCCAGAACCCUAACAACCUAACCCGGCGGUUCUCCAAUCCCGUCCGCAUGGAGCCGGCCGCCAACGGCGACAAGCCCUCCGACGAGCAGCAGCAGUUCGAUCCCAGCCGGAUGAUUGGCAUCAUCAAAAGGAAGGCCUUGAUUAAAGACCUAGCCGCUGCUUACCACGCUGAGUGUGUAGCAUGUUGCAGAGAGCUUCUCGAACUCCAGAGAAAGUGGGAGGAGGAGCAAUGCGUCGAAGCUAAGAUGCCGGAAGUGCCAAAACCACCUUUGACGAAGCCUUCUAAGCGCAGGAGAAGGUAGAACUACCAGGGGAUUAAUCGACGCCUUGACUUAUUUCAAGGGGGGAAAUGAGAAGAAAGAGAAGACACAUGUAAACAUAGUUGACCUCCUCAUACACAGGAAGGAACGAUGAAACACUCUAGUACUGAGAUUCGCCGUCUGUGGGCUGUGGCACAUUCAUUGUCUUAACAUGUGGCACGAGCUAGUAAAAAUGUCUGAGUAAUGUGUGUA